CGCAUUCCAGGUUACAUGUAUAUUUUUGACACUGUCCGCAGAUGUCUACAAAACAGUAAUAUACAUUCAUUUUAAGUCAACCCAGCGACAAAAAAUAAAAACAAUUAGAAAUAACGACAUUUGAAAGCUAUUGUAUUAUAACGUUAACUAAGUACAAUAUCAAACUAAUAAAGCGAACUCAUUAUGUUUUACAACAAUUUUAUUGUUUGUUCAUUGGGUCGUUGUACUUAGCUAGACUAUAAAAAGGGCUAGGUACGUGCUGAGUUUUAACAGAUUGAGACGUGCGCAACAAUGACAGGAAACCUAGAUGAACGAAUCGAGAGGCUUAGAACGAGAGCCAUUCGAAAAAACGUACUAGCACGUCGAUUAUUGAAAAAGAUAGACAGAGAAUUGACUAAAAAGAGAAGCGAUCUUUCAAAAGUUCUAUCUUGGCAAAAGAAGGCUACUAAGCUUUUAAAUCAAGGUUUAAACAAUGUUAAGAAGCGAGAAUACUUAAACCGCUUUCGCGCAACAGACACUAAACCUAUUAAUUUCAAUCUGGAGAGAGUUUCAGAACGUUAUGUUUUGAAAUAUGGUGCUUCUUCUUGCGUUUUCCGAGCAAAGAUGCAAAGUCCCGAAAAUCCCGGUACAGUCCAUGUCAGAGACAUCACAGACAAGCUUAACUCAGUCUUUGAUGAUGCCAUAAAACAGGUGAAACGUCAGUGUGACCUACAAAAACCUUUAGAAGAUAAAAUGCGUGUUAUGGUCAGAUCUGAUUAAAAGCACCUAUCAGUACCAAGUUGGUUCCAAUGAUUCAAAUGAAUUCGGACAGAGUUCUCAGCGAAGUAACCAAAGUUCUUCAAAGCAAUGAAAAUUUACCCCUAGACCAAUCUUUUGUCAUAGACAUCAUACCGGUGCGACAGCCGAAAGAGUACAGUACAUCUUUUAAGGUACUGGAUUAUAGCUUAGACAGUUUAGCUAAAAAAAUUUUUAUCACUCAGAAAUAAGAAUAAUUUAUGCUGUGCUCGAUCCAUAGCUACUGGUCAAGCGAUUGCAGAUAGUCACCCGAAAUUGAAGCAAUUUAAAAAUGGAAAACUUAUUCAAAAAAGGUUAGCACUUGAACUGUACAGAAAAGCUAAUAUUUCAUCUGGUCCGUGCGGGCUUCGCGAAAUAAACAAAUUUCAGGGGGUCCUAACUGGAUAUCAAAUUAUUGUCAUAGAUUUUAAUGCGAGAAACACAGUUAUUUUUGAAGGCCCCCGGGGAGAUAAAAAGAUCGUUUUGUACAGGCGUGGCGAUCAUUACAAUGUUAUUAAUCCAAAGAAACUCCCGGCUUUCCAUGGCAAACGAUUUUUCUGGGAAAAAUGUAAGUCUUUUUUUCAAGACUUUUUUGGUCAUCCCUGUAACGAUCCAUGUCAUACUUCACUUGCACAAAGAAUGCAAUUGGGUCUCUAGCGAAAAACGAACAUGUCUAGACUGUUUUAAGAUUUGUCGUUCGUUUAAAUGUUUUGAGCAUCAUAAAAAAACCCGUAGAUUGAAUGGUGUCAAUCUUCCUUCGAAAUGUGAAACAUCAUUUAAAUGUCGAACGUGUUUUUCAACAGUUCAACGAAAACGUCAAAAUGAACACAGAUGCGGCGAACGCGUCUGUCACAUAUGUAACGAGUUUGUUUUGUCGGACCAUUUGUGUUAUAUGCAAAAGGAGUCACCAAAGGAGCCUAACGAAAAUCUCAUAUUUUACGACUUUGAAACGGAUUUUUCUUCAGGUGAACAUAUUGUGAAUUUUGCAGUAGCUCAGUAUUUUGAUGGAUCAGAGAUUAUUUUCAAAGGUUACUCUGCAUUGAAUGAGUUUUGUGAGUUUUUGUUCUCCAUGAAACAUAAAGGCUUUACGGCAAUAGCUCAUAAUGCAAAAGGUUUUGAUGCGAUUUUGAUUCAGAGAUGGUUGAUAAAACACAGACCAACUUCGGACAUGUAUGUUAUUCAUUCUGGUCAAAAAAUUAUGCAACUCACUUUAAAUGAUUAUAGGAUCAGACUUAUCGACUCGUUGAAUUUUCUUCAAAUGCCACUUUCAAAAUUUCCGGUGACGUUUGGUUUGGAUCCCAACAAAUUUUCAAAGGGCGAUUUUCCUUUUAAAUUUAACACGUUUGAAAAUCAGAAUUAUAUUGGUCAAAUACCCGAUAUUGAAUAUUAUAGCCCGGACAUAAAAUCAGAAAAAGAACGAACUAGAUUAAUCGCAUGGCAUCAGGAAGUAAUGACGAAUGAUUAUGUAUUCGACUUUCAAAAAGAAAUGUAUAAGUAUUGUUCACAGGAUGUCACAAUUUUACGUCUAUGUUUAGAAUUUUGCGAUUUGUUUUUGUCUGAAACGAAAGUUGAUCCAUUUUGCUAUUGUACAAUUGCAUCUUCAGUUAUGAGCGUUUAUCGAUCGAAUUAUCUGAAAGAAAGUACGAUUGGCAUUAUUCCAAAAACAUGUAUCGUAAUAGCAAUAAGCCAUAUUCUAAAAGUUCGAUUGAAUGGCUUGAAUUUGUGGCAGCCCAAACAAACUCAAAAAUCCAACAUUCGUGUAACGGUGGAGAAAAAGUUAAACGAAUACGGUAUAUGAAUUUCAUGGUUGCGUUUUCCAUUCAUGUCCUUUGUGUUUUUACGGUGAUAAUAAACACCCUUAUCACAACGAACGUAAGAUGUCUGAAGUUUACAGUGAAACAGUUGAACGGGAACAACGAAUCCGUGAACUCGGUUACCAGGUAAAAUCUAUCUGGGAACAUGACUACAGACAACUUAGGGAAACGAAAGAGAUGAAAACAUUUCUGGACACGUUCGAAAUUGUUACUGAUCUUGAGGCUCGCGAUGCUUUCUUCGGAGGUCGAGUGAAUGGAUUUAAGUUAUUCAAAGAUGCUUUGCCCGGUAAAAAGAUAGAAUAUAUCGAUAUUUGUUCUCUCUAUCCUUUCGUUAAUAAGAAUCGCCGUUAUCCCAUAGGCCACCCGACUAUAAUUCGCGAAAACUUUCAAGAUAUUUCGAAUUAUUUUGGUUUGAUAAAAUGUCAAGUUUUAGCACCGGGUAAAUUAUAUCAUGGAGUUUUACCUGUCCGAGUUAAGGGUAAGUUAUUUUUUCCAUUGUGCAAGCAGUGUGUCUUGGAUGCCUGUUCAGAAUGCCGGCAUUCUGAAGAGGAACGUUCUUUUGGGGAACCUUUACUACGAUAGAAGUUCAAAAAGCUAUCGAAAAGGGAUACAAAAUCAUUAAAAUUCAUGAGAUUUGGCACUUUGAAAAUUCAUCCAGUGAUUUGUUCAGCGAAUAUGUUAAUAAUUUUCUUAGGGUAAAACAGGAGAGCUCGGGGUUUCCUGAUUGGGUACAGACACCCGAGGACCAGUUAAAUAUGUGAACGAUUACUAUGAACACGAGGGAAUUCGAUUAAGAAUAGAUAAGAUUGAAUAUAACCCAGGGUUGAGAGCUCUUGCUAAAUUAUGUUUAAAUAGUUUGUGGGGGAAAUUUUGCCAGAAAGACGAUCGAUUAAAUAGUGAGUUUAUUAGCGAUCCUCUGCAAUUCUAUAAGCGUCUUAAUGGGGCCGAUAUAGAAAUGCACGAUCUUUGUAUUUUAAACGAUGAUUUAGUUGAAAUAGUCUAUAAGCGAAGGCAUGAAUAUGCAAAGGAGAACAAACUAACAAACCUAUUUAUAGGCAUUUUUACUACAGCAUGGGCUAGAUUAGAACUUUACAAGACAAUGGAUAUCUUAGGAGAAAAUGUAUUAUUGCUGCGGAGCGAGCGAGCCUGAAGCGAGCGAGCGUAGCAGCAGUCUAAUUUGUGCAGAGAGGGGGUUCUGAACUAAAUUUUAUUUAGCGCAAGGAAU
Molecule: messenger RNA, 3813 nt
Organism: Dendronephthya gigantea
Lineage: Eukaryota; Metazoa; Cnidaria; Anthozoa; Malacalcyonacea; Nephtheidae
Exons: 2
Coding region: 1205-2572 (455 amino acids)
Biological process (GO): DNA replication
Molecular function (GO): DNA binding; DNA-directed DNA polymerase activity; nucleotide binding
Source: RefSeq, a predicted model, not a curated record